GUGUGCGUGUGUGAGCGAGAGUGAGUGAGGGAGGGAGAGCGACAAAGUGGGGGAGAGAGAGAGAGAGAGAGAGAGAGAGAGAGAGAGAGAGAGGAAAACAAGAGCCAUCAACCCCAUCUAUCUAACUCUCACAUUUUUUGGAUAUUAUUAUUUCCCCUUCAUCUUAUUUUUUACCUCCUCCUCCUCCUCCUGUGUCUGCCGCUCAUCCUGAUUGCAGCUUUCUUUCUUUCUUUCUUUCCAUCUGCUCGCGUUAUUUUCAUUUUGCCUGCAGACUUUCUCCCGCCGCCUCCGGUCGACUCUCUGCUCGGUUUCUAAUCCUCUCUCCUCGGUGCUCGGGACUACACUCAUUCUCAUUUAUUUCUGAUUUUUUUUUUUUAAUAUCUAUCCUGUGUCGCGACUGGCGGACCCACCGACCGACUCACCGACCGAGCGACAGCUCUCCAGCCGGAGCGGAGGAUUUACUCGGUGCUUCAGUUUUCCUCGGUUACCGUCAGCUCGAAGUUUGUUUAUCUCCCGCUGAGAGACACACAGGAAGGCUGCGAGCCGCUCAGACCUGUCACACUGGGCAACAUGGUGCCAUUUUGGAGAUAAAUCAGCUCGUCUUUUUAUUCUUUUAUUUUUGGUUGUCAAGAAAAUCUUCAUGGGACGGACGAGAUACCGGAAUACCAGGCGGAAUUCUUCAAAGCGCACCUGUGCACGCACCUCUGACGGCGCGUCUGUCAUUUAUCACUAAUUGGAUUAUUUUGAUCUUGAACUUAACAGUCUGCAGGUUGCCAUACACACACACACACACACACACACACACACACACACACACACACACACACACACACACGCACAUUAAGUCAUGUCAAGGCCUCUCACCCAGCUCUUACCGCCCGAGCUCCCUGCCGGGGCCACGAGCCCCCAGUUUGGAACCAGCAACCCGACCGGAAGUGGCCCUAACGGGGGCCACCUGACCUCCAUGGCCAACCUCAAGUCUCUGCUGCAGCUGCCCAUCAAAGCUGACCAGAGGGCCGUCAAGGACUGCUGCGAGAUGAAAGACAAAGACAAGCCUCAGGAGACGGAGGAGGAGUCGCUCGGCAUCGGCAGCAGGGCGUCCGACGGGAUCAGCGGGGCCCCGGGGCCCGGCGCCCUGCGGCCCAACUCGCAGUCGGCCUUCCUGGGGCCGCUGCUGUGGGAGCGGACCCUGCCGUGCGACGGGGGCCUGUUCCAGCUGCAGUACAUGGACCUGGAGGAGUUCCUGACCGAGAACGGGAUGGGCAUCCACAACGGCGGGCCGAGCUCCACCAGCGCCCAGAUCCCCUCCCAGAGCUCUCAGUCUGCGGUGCCCAAUCAGAGCUCUCAGUGCCCUCCAUCCUCCCCUCCUCCUUGCUCCUCCUCUUCCUCCUCCAUCUCCUCCUCCUCCUCCUCCUCCUCACUGAUGGGGCUGGAGACCGUGCAGCCGCAGCCGCCGCCGCAGCAGCAAGGCAUGAUGGGAGGACCCGAGUGUGUACACGGAGGCCAGGCGGUGCCACCGGACCCGUCGCCCUCCUCCUCCUGCCCUCCCGGACCCCCCGGACCGCCGCCGGUCGCCAACGGCAGCAGUGACAUCAUGGUGAACUUUGACCCCGACCCGGCGGACCUGGCGCUGUCCAGCGUGCCGGGCCAGGAGGCCUUCGACCCGCGGCGGCACCGCUUCAGCGAGGAGGAGCUCAAACCGCAGCCGAUGAUCAAGAAGGCCCGCAAGAUGCUGGUCCCCGAGGAGCAGAAGGACGACAAGUACUGGAGCCGGCGCUACAAGAACAACGAGGCGGCGAAGCGCUCGCGGGACGCCCGGCGGCUGAAGGAGAACCAGAUCUCGGUGCGCGCCGCCUUCCUGGAGCGGGAGAACGCCGCGCUCCGCCAGGAGGUGGCCGACAUGCGCAAGGAGCUGGGCCGCUGCAGGAACAUCCUCAACAAGUACGAGAGCCGGCACGGAGACUUGUGAGGAGGACGCCGGACGACGAGGAGGAAGA
Molecule: messenger RNA, 1997 nt
Organism: Myripristis murdjan (pinecone soldierfish)
Lineage: Eukaryota; Metazoa; Chordata; Actinopteri; Holocentriformes; Holocentridae
Gene: dbpa
Product: D site albumin promoter binding protein a
Exons: 5
Coding region: 848-1969 (373 amino acids)
Biological process (GO): regulation of transcription by RNA polymerase II
Cellular component (GO): nucleus
Molecular function (GO): DNA-binding transcription factor activity, RNA polymerase II-specific; RNA polymerase II cis-regulatory region sequence-specific DNA binding
Source: RefSeq, a predicted model, not a curated record